UGUGACGUCAUCAUUCCAAGAUGGCAGCCCAGUAAUGUGAUGGGAGUUCGGGUGUAAAAAGUAAUACAAUUCGGCGCUUCUUUCUUCGUCAAACUCUGCUGUUUCUUGCACCUCCUCCGUCCAGACUAAGCAUUGAUUGUUAGGAAGGUCACAAAGCUAUGAAAUUGAAUGAUUUUGGCCAUGGAGGGAUCAUUUUUGAGCGCCACGGAGCAGCAGUAUUAUUCCUCGUUGUUCAGCACGUUAGACCAUGAGAACGCAGGUCGAGUGAAGUCAGCUGAGGUGAAGGAGUUUUUUAAUCUUUCGAAGCUGACCCCGGAAGUUUUGCAUCAGAUCACUGAAAUCUGUGGAGCCAAUCGACUUGGUCACUUUGGGCGGAGUCAGUUCUACAUUGCACUGAAGUUGAUUGCAAUGGCGCAGAAUGCGAUACCACUACCUGUGUCCAAGGAAAUGAUUGGUCAAGGGAUUGAAGUACCAUUACCAGUAUUUGUGAUGAAGCAAAGUGGAGGAGCACCAUCAACACAAGACCCAGAUGAUCCAGGCCAGAUGGAAUUUGUCAAUCCAGCAUUUAUUGAUAAUGUUCCUGAUCGUGGCUUUGCUCUGUCCAGUAAACAACCACCCACUGAUUGGAAUGUUGGCCAGGUGAUAGGCAUGGUAGGCCCCCAGGCUAGCCCUCGAGGCCCGGUGGUGUACCCUCAAGUUGAACAAGUACCAGCAAUGUCUCCAACACGGGCGUCUAAUGUACCUCAUAUGACUGGCUCACCGCCUCCUUCUUCACCUCGUGACUCCUCCCCCUUCAAUGACAACCCACCUGUCAUCUCCCCGAACCACCCUGUAGGUCUGGAGAGACAUCAAAGCCUACCAUCACCCAUUAGUCCAAGGGAACAUCGGCCUAUGUUUGACAAGCAAGGCAGCAUUCCUGGUUUUGGUCCAGUCACUGAUGAAGGGUGGGCGUCCUUUGCAAAAGACAGAAAAGGGGAAGCUCAAAUUCCGCAACCGACGCAAUCCCUGGACAAUUCCAUGAACAACACCCUAGAUACAUCCUGGGCCAAAUUCCCUGAGAGUCACGGUGAAUCAGGUUCCCAUGGUAACAGCACAAUGCAUGAUGGGAAUGAGGACGUUUGGUUGAUUACUCCUGAGCAGCGAGUGUAUUACACGAAGCAGUUUACGACAUUGCAAUCCGACCCUAACGGUCUCUUAUCAGGUGCUGAUUCUAAGGAAUUCUUUGAAAAGUCGAAGCUACCAACGGCUGAACUGUCCAAAAUAUGGCAACUUUCUGAUGUGAAUAAAGACGGCACCUUAUCACUCGCUGAGUUCUGUACAGCAAUGCAUCUAGUUGUUGCUAGGAAACACAAGGUGGAAUUACCAGAGCAACUACCGGCAAGUCUCAUCCCAGUCAUAGGCCCCAAGCAGGACGAAGUGCCUACCUUUAUUCCUCCAGUUUCUCAUCCACUUCAAUCCACCCCUGCCAGAAGUGUAACUCCGCCCACACCUAACAAGACAGAUGAGAAUUGGGCCACGUUUACAGACUCGCCGUUCCCUGCACCUCCAUCACCUUCCUCCCAGUCUCCGGCUAACUUUGACUUUGCAUCCAUCUCACCUGAUCCUGAAGCCAAGAUCUUCCAACCUAUUGCACUUCAUGUAAAACCUGAUGGCAAGACGGUCACAAUAGCAGAUGAGACCGGAAACAGACCAAGAACGCAUUCAGAUCCCCUGCGGGCAGAAGGUUUGACUGAUGAAGACAAUGACGAAGAAAAGGACGAUAACGUUUUCAAAAUGAAGAAGCGUGCUGCUACAGUCGGAGAAAAAGAAAUGCUUGCCAAGAUUGCCCCACCGCCACCUGUGGAAAGGACGAGGAGAGGGGAUAGUUUGGAGCGUGGUAUGGUUGGUUUGCCGUUAGAAGGUCCUGAUGGUCGUUUAAACUACCUGCCCCGCUCUCGCUCCAGAUCCUACUCAGGAGCCACACUUCAGCAGCGCAUACUGGUUCCCCUCUAUAGGCAAACUGCCCUGGCAGAAUGCAUAGCAGAACCCCCGGGGCAGGCCCCCACCCCCAGGGGAAUGGAUCUCCUCCCUCCUGCCCUACCCCCAAGGUAUAAUGGUAUCCACUCUCGGUCUAUGUCCUUAGAUCGCAACCAGCUUGUCCCUACUCCUGAGAGACAACUAGUUCCGCCCAGACCCACCAUCCCACCCAGACCCAACACCCAGCUCAGUUCUCACUCCAGUGAACGCACCUGUUCGUCCUCGGCCUCCAGUAAUCGCAACAGCUACACCUCAUCGGCCGGUGAGGAGGAAGAGGCUCAUGAUCAAACAGAUUUUGCUGAUUUCAGUCAAUUUGAGACCAGGACGACGAGUGAUACGUCCAUGCUAACAGCCACAGGACAUGGGGACUAUCAACCAAUGGAUGAAGUAUCCCCAGGCACCUCCCCACCUCCCCCUCCCCCACCCAGACACUCACAGGGGGAUGAACACACUCCCACAAAGCUGUCAAGCAAAGACCGGUAUAAAUCCAGUGACAUGCUUCAAGCUGACGAAAAGAGAUCUCAGUUUGCUAACGACAGGAAACGCCACACGUCGGCCCCAGAACCAGCCAGGGUGUCUUCAGACCUGAUACAGUGUGACAGGAAGUCGAUCCAAGCAGCGAUUCGACGGGCGAAAGAAGAAAACACCAAGCUCUCAAGACAUAACAGCGAGCUGCAACAAGAACUUAGCCAAAUCACCGAAGACAGACUCUCCCUAGAAAUCGACUUGAAGAAACUCCGACCAUUUGCUGUCAAUACCUAGGACUUUCAGUUGUCUUACUCUUGCUAUCAAUCCAAACACGCCAUUUAAUUAUGCUUUGAUUCCUGAGGGCCAGUGCUUGUAUAGAGGUCAGCCUGCUGUACAGAGGUAAGCCUGUUUUGCUUCAGCGUGUUGCGGGGAAGCUGCUCGUAUUUGUUGAACAAGCCCUUGUCUAUGCCUGAAGGAUUAACUUUGUCAGCUGUGCGCAAGCAUAUGUGCUCUCAGCUGCAUAACCUUUUUUUGUUGUUAUAAAUUAGCUUUUUAGUGAAAUAAAUUGUGUCCCCUGUGGAAAAAACUAUGAUGCGUAGUAGUUCCAGUGAUGCUUAGCAGUUCCAAAGAGGUUUUGCUUUCUAAACCUAAACAUUUGCUGAUCAAAGUAGACUCACAAAUGGUAACCAGAAACGUCAGGUGGUUGCUUUGUUAUGGUGGUUCUCAUCCACAUUUUGCGUAAAAUAUAACAAGUAGUGGCUCUGUAAACAUCAACCCUUGCCCUUAAUCCCCCUUUCUUUGUUAGUCCUUGUUUGCUUGCUUGUUCUUUCAGUCUUUCUCUUGAUGUACCGGUAUAUUAACAUUACAACCAUGCCAAACCUUACCUGACCAUUGUACAGCAUUAAAUGGUCAUUCCUGUUCUAUAUUUGUUGCAUUUUGUAUGACAAAUUGUGCUAUUGUCAAACCCCCCACCCCAAAAAAGAGAAAAAGUCUAAACAUUGUCUUUUUUAAAAGAAAUUUAUACACAGCACCAUGUUGUGCAAGAACCUAUGAACAAAUUUUUAGUUUUUUCUAAAAUGUUGCAUUAACUUAAGGUACACAUGUAUGGUUACAACAACUUUUUUUUUUCUCGCCACAAAAUUGAAGCAACUCGAACUGUAGCUUGUGAAUUUUCUACUUUUUUUGCCAUUUCUAUGCCAUAACCAGAUAACAAUAGUUGACACUGAAUAUAAGAUUACAAUGGUCUCUAGUUGCAUGGUUCUUGGAGGCUGAGUUUUGUUUUUAAUUGUCUGGCUGAUAAGAAGAUCUCCCAGAAACUUUUUGUACAAGCUUGGUUAACAUUUAUUGCAGAACAGCGUGGCUUUUUCCAUGUUCUAUCCAUACUGUGGCUGCUUUUUGUAAUUAAUGUGUGUUUUUCAUACUGAUGUUGGCGUACACGUUUCGUUGAAAUGGUUAGGCUUGUGUUGCGCUAUUUAACCUUUUCUUGGAUGUUUUUGUGUGUCUUGAUCUUGAUGUCUUUUGCCCAACGAAUACUGUACAUGUAUUACAUUAAUGUGUGGCAUAUGCAUUUUAAACCUUGAGAAACAUGUUGCAGAAAUAGUUUUCAAACUCACAAAUUUGAGAUGUUUGAAGCUUGGCACAAGUACCAUGUGGUGUAGUUGUUAUGUUAAACAACACAGUCAUCCAUAGUCAUCAGAAGUAACAAAAAUCGUGCUUGUGGCUGGCUGAAUUUAUAAUUAUAUCCAUUUAUGUGGCCAUUCCUUUCUUGUUCAUGCACUUUGACAUUUCGUUCGCUUUGUCCCUAUUUUUCAAACACAACCAUUACUGAUACCUUAAUUAUAUUUGUGCUUACUGCUUACGGUCUUUGCUCACGGUGGUGCCAUGAGCAGAAAACUUGUGUGCUUGUAGUGGAAAUUUGAAAUGUUGCCUUGGCAUUUCAAAGAAUAAGUUAAGCAGUGUUAAUGAGGGAUUGUAUUUGAACAAUACAUUUAUUGUGAUUUCAAGUCUGUUCCACAGCAAAAGAUUGCUUCUUUCAGAUGGGACAAAAGCAACAAAAACUAACGACAUAUAAGUGGGGCCGUGUGUGCUGAAAUCUGGGCAGUUUCCCGCCGGGCAGAAUUGGCGUUGCUUGUAUUGCAAGUGUUGGAUAAUUAUGUGUUCAUAUUUUGUCCUUAAAGAAUUGAAUGCAUUGUCAAGUUGUAUGGGCUCACAAUGUUCCUUUUCACCAAAAACUUUUGUCACCAUUCAUGUGUACAUUU
Molecule: messenger RNA, 4742 nt
Organism: Patiria miniata (bat star)
Lineage: Eukaryota; Metazoa; Echinodermata; Asteroidea; Valvatida; Asterinidae
Product: ralBP1-associated Eps domain-containing protein 1-like
Exons: 19
Coding region: 169-2778 (869 amino acids)
Biological process (GO): endosomal transport; endocytosis
Cellular component (GO): cytoplasm; plasma membrane
Molecular function (GO): protein binding; calcium ion binding
Source: RefSeq, a predicted model, not a curated record